GCCGAGUUCGCCUAUAUCCAUGUCUACGUCUCCCCGUCUCUACACCCUGAUUUGAGCGCGUACUUUUCUGGGGGGCGCGAUGCCACGUUUUUCCUUAAUAUAGUAUCAAGAUAAUAUAUGUCUUCUCGUUUGCGUUACAGCAAUCCAUCCCCCCUCCCUAUUUCACCGCCUGCCCAACAUCGACCGAGGUAGCCUGGACUUCGCGAGAGCCAAGACGGUAAUAUGGAUUACCUGGUUCUACGGCUCUGGAAGACUUUGACACUAAGGGGGCCGUAGUUUAAAAUAUCUCCGGUCCGGCAAAGCUUUUACCAAGAUGGGACGCUCCGUUUUCCUACGGGAAUGCAGUCGCUUUUAUUUAUCUUUCCUGCCAUCACGUCUUUCAGGACUCGGAUUCCCAAAGCCAGAAAAGAGCAGCGAUUGCGCGAUUGCUUCCUAGGCUCGGGAAAGAUUUUUGUUCCUCAACUAACAUAAGGCGUAGAAGAGAAGAAGAAUGAUGCUUACAUAUUUUAUACCUGCUCUGUUGGCACUUGCCAGCGGAGCCUCUGCGGCUCUCAAUGUCACAGGUUCGACAUGCACGGUAACACCUCUACCGGUUGAGGGUGGCAAGGAACCGGACGACACACAGCAGAUCCUCGAUGCCUUCAAGCAAUGCGGGAAGAACGGCAAGGUUAUCUUAACGGAGGGUUCAUUCCACAUCGGGAAGGUGAUGGAUCUUAAAGACCUGAGCAAUGUGGAUAUUGAGAUCCACGGUACGCUACGAUGGUCCUCGGAUAUCCAGUACUGGCUGGGAAACAGUAUCGGCGUCGAGUAUGCGCAGCGGUCUACGGCCUGGCGCAUUGGUGGCCAAGAUAUCAGCAUUCGUGGCUUCGGCAAGGCAUUAUUUGAUGGCCAGGGCCAGUUCUGGUAUGAUCAGAACCGUGGCGGAAGUAACCAAGCCGGACGGCCGAUCAGCUUAACGCUCUGGCAUGCUAAGAAUGUUUUUAUCGAUGGAAUCACCUGGAGGCAGAGCCAGUUCUGGCACACCUUCGUUGCGUACAGCGAGAACAUCACCAUGACGAACCUAGACAUGAACUCAACCAGCAACAGCCAAUGGAGUACCGUGAACACUGACGGUACCGACACUUGGAACUCAAAGGACGUCUUCAUCAAGAACUGGACAGUGACCUGCGGUGAUGACUGCAUAGCCAUCAAAGGCAACAGCACCAACAUCCAAGUCUCCGACGUGCACUGCUACGAGUCCGGCUGCGCAACCAUCGGCUCUCUGGGCAACAACCCCGGCAACGCGCCAGACUUCGUGCAAGACGUGACCUUCGACAACAUCACCUGCACGCACAGCUCCAACGCAGCCUGGGUCAAAACCUACAGCGGCAACGGGCUCGUGCGCAACGUCACCUUCUCCAACAUCCGCGCCGAGAACGUCAACCAGCCCAUCUACGUCACCUCGUGCAUCUACACGGCCCGCGGCUGCGACCAGAGCCGCCUGCCCAUCCAGGAUGUGCGCUGGAUCAAUGUGACGGGGACUAGUCGGUAUAAUAUUGCUUCUGCGAUCCACUGCUCGGCUAGCAGCCCUUGCUCGGGGUUUAGUUUUGAGAAUGUCGAGAUCACCCCGCUGGAUGGGAAGAGUACGCCCAAGUACUUGUGUAGUAAUAUCCAGGGCCAGACUGAGAGCGGCAUCCCCUGCACGGGGACGUGCCCGGCUGAUUGGCCGCAGCAGUUGAGUGGAAACCGCUGAGUUUUAUCGUGGAAGUAAAUGAUGGGAUGAUGAAAGGAGAAGUAGAUAGGGGUUCUUGUCUGGAAUAUAGCUACCGUUAUGAGCAACCGAUAAAUAUUCGUGU
Messenger RNA from Daldinia loculata, 1835 nucleotides. Its product is annotated as glycoside hydrolase family 28 protein. Gene Ontology annotation, biological process: carbohydrate metabolic process. Lineage: Eukaryota; Fungi; Ascomycota; Sordariomycetes; Xylariales; Hypoxylaceae. The record is from RefSeq and is a predicted model, not a curated record. Gene Ontology annotation, molecular function: polygalacturonase activity. The transcript has 3 exons. Bases 491 to 1732 code for a protein of 413 amino acids.